UUGGCAGGUGGAGGUUCCUGGUCGGGAUUGGCAGAGCCAUUCACCAAGAGCCACGUGUCUGGGCCCAGAGGCCUUAUCAGGGCCAGCCCUGCUCUCUGCCUGGCGUCUCUGGGUCCGUGUUGUUCUGCUGACUCCCACCGUUCAUACCGCCAUGGGUUGCCUGCUGCUCUUGUGGCUAGCCUUAACUCCCCUUCAGCCUGCCAGGACACAAGACGACAACAGCUGGGUGGUGGAGGAGGAAAACAUUUUGGUCCUGAACCAGCACAAUUUUGCCAGGGCUUUGCGGACGUAUAAGCUGCUCUUGGUGGAAUUCUGCGUCCCCUGGUCGGGGCAUUGCCAGGCCCUGGCCCCAAAAUAUGCCAGAGCAGCCAUGUUGCUAAAGGAGGAAUCCCUUGUGAAACUGGCCAAGGUGGAUUGCACCCAGGAGCAGACCCUGAGGGCCGAGUUUGGAAUCACUGGCUAUCCUGUCCUCAAACUCUUCCGAGAUGGGAACCGCACCCACCCCAUGGAUUUCCCAGGUGAGCAGGAAGCCGCAGGCAUCGUGGAGUGGAUAAAGCGGAAAGCCGGUCCCAGUCUGGUGCUCCUCGAAGAAGUUGAUGAAGUGGCUGCUUUUGUGAAUCUCCACAACGUUGCGGUAGUUGGAUUCUUCCAGGUGAGGGACGUCCUAGGCUUCUAUGCCCCUUUGAAGCUGCCACCGGCAAGGCUCUUCCAAAUGUCAGAUCUGCACGAUCCAGACGUGGGUCUCUUGGGCGAUGUGGCCAGUGACACUCCCGAGGUAGCCUUUGCCAUCACGGACAACCGGCUCCUCUUCCAACAGUACAAUAUUACUGAAGACACCAUCUCUCUCUUUCGGAAGAUGUAUUUGCAGGAUGAUGGUCAGCGGGUAGAUUUCUUGGUUGACGCAGAGCUGGGCCUGGAUGGAGAAGACCUGGCUCAAUUCAUCUCCGCGCAGAGCUUGGACCUGGUGAUGGAGUUCACAAAUAAGAACUCCUCCAAGAUAUUUGGGGCAAAGAUCCCACACCAUUUGCUGCUGUUUAUCAACAAGUCAGUGGAUUCCCAGCUGGGGCUCCUGGACCCCUUUCGAGAAGGGGCCGCUGCAUUCCGGGGUCAGGUGCUUUUUCUGCUGGUGGAUGUCAGUGGCGAAGGGGCCGGCGUAUUGCAGUACUUCGGCCUUAAGGGCCACGAUGCUCCCGCCCUCCGUUUCAUCAGCAUUGAGGCCAACAAAAAAUACCAGCUAGCCACAGAAGGACUCACGUCUCACAGCCUCCACACCUUUUGCCAAGAGGUUCUGCAGGGGAAACGUCAGCCCCACCUGAUGAGCGAGGAGAUCCCCAAUGACAGAGAUGAGAAGCGGGUGAAAGUCGUGGUGGGCAAGAACUUUGAGCAAGUUGCAUUUGAUGAAACCAAAAACGUUUUUGUGAAAUUCUAUGCCCCUUGGUGCCCCCACUCCAAGGCCCUGGCCCCAGCCUGGGAAGAGUUAGGAGAGAAAUACAAAGAUCACAAUAAUAUCGUCAUUGCGGAGAUGGACGCCACAGCCAACGAAGCGGCAGACUUGACCAUCCGUGGCUACCCAACCCUGUACUUCUUUCCCGCUGGGCCAGGCCGGCAGGUAGAACAACAUUUGGACUAGGGCUGGGCUGCUGGUUGGGGGAGGAAGGAGGUGGGCCCAUGCUGACUGGGGGUUUCUUGCCCAGGUGACUGAGUACAAAGGAGGCAGAGAUCUUGAGAGCUUCUCGAGGUUCCUGGAGGGUGGAGGAGGGCAGGUCCUCUCCAACGAAGAGGCUGGAGUAAGUACCAGACCCCUCCAGAAAAGGGUCUACCCAGCUUUCCCGAUGCAAAGGGAAGGUUCUGCUUAGCGAGGCCAGAAGCCUCUUCCUCCAGGUUCCCAUCUGGACUUUGGGGAGACUCCUGGGAUAUCUAUACUGUAAUUCCCAGUGAUCUAAGCCAGCUUCUAGGUCUUGCUAGAAUGUGGAUUCCACCCUUGGUUCCAAGGUUCACCAUGAAAAUUCAUGCACGCUAUUUUGGACAAUCGCCCCAAGAUGGAGGGGGGGGGGGCAGGAGGAAAAAGUCUUGGGUUGAACCUGCCUUCUCCCCUCACUUUCCCUUCAGUCUCAGCUUCCUAAGUCUGUUUUGUAAACAAACAGUGUGCUGCCUAUGUGCACAGUGGUUGCUGUUGGAGAACAGUGCGUACCUGGGUACUCGAGUAAAGGUUGCCUCUGCUUUCCUAGGCCGCUGAGACCCCCAAAGAGCCACGGCCCGAUGGGAUGAAUCCACCAGAGACCACAAAGUCCAGGGAGGAGUUAUAGAUCCUGCUGUCCCCCUCCUGAGCCUCACUUUCUACAGGAGGCCCCCACAGCGUCAUAAACAAUAUAAAGACCUUGAAUAUCAAAGAAAGACUGUGUGAAAGUCACGUGUUUCAAGCCGUGCAGACAACCCCACCCCCACCCCAAAUAACCAGUUACUUUCCUACGUGUGUUGCUACCCUCUGGGCCCUCUCAAA
Thamnophis elegans (Western terrestrial garter snake) is the source of this 2500-nucleotide messenger RNA. RefSeq names its product protein disulfide isomerase family A member 2 (gene PDIA2). The transcript has 9 exons. Gene Ontology annotation, biological process: response to endoplasmic reticulum stress; protein folding. NCBI's taxonomy places the organism in Eukaryota, Metazoa, Chordata, Lepidosauria, Squamata, Natricidae. Bases 152 to 1630 code for a protein of 492 amino acids. Gene Ontology annotation, cellular component: endoplasmic reticulum. The record is from RefSeq and is a predicted model, not a curated record.